Messenger RNA from Ricinus communis (castor bean), 2200 nucleotides. RefSeq names its product aldehyde oxidase GLOX. The record is from RefSeq and is a predicted model, not a curated record. The transcript has a single exon. The coding region runs from base 326 to 1969 and encodes 547 amino acids. Lineage: Eukaryota; Viridiplantae; Streptophyta; Magnoliopsida; Malpighiales; Euphorbiaceae.
AAACAUACAGCAAGAAACUCUAAACAAACACCUUUUUUUCUACAAAGGUUUUAAUAUCACUAAUUGUUUUCUAAUUUAAUAAAAAAAAAAAAACUCAAGUACACGAAAUGACUCGAUCACUGUCGCUGCCCAAAUCAGCAGAAUUUUUUUCUCACGCGAUGCAAAAAGCGUGUAGGAGCUUCUAACUCGUAUCUAUUUCUCGCUAAUUAAGUUAUUUAUAAAGGCAGACAAAUCUUAAAGAUAUCCACAGCACUACGCCAUUAGCCCCGACCAAAUAUCAUACAUAGUCCAUGACCAUAUUAUAAACAUACAAAUAUCCUUCCUAAUGCCUUCUCAUUCAUCAAACCUUCUCUUUCUCUUCUUAUUGCUUCUCCUUACCACCCACCAAUGCCACCGGGUAACGGAGGCCGCUGGUGGCCGGUGGCAACUGCUGCAAGAAAACAUUGGCAUAACAGCUAUGCACAUGCAACUUCUCAACAAUGACCGUGUUGUAAUCUUUGACCGGACAGACUUUGGACUGUCAAAUCUGUCGCUACCAAAUGGUAAGUGUCGAAAAGAUCCUACUGAACUUGUACUCAAAACUGAUUGCACUGCCCAUUCAGUUGAGUACGAUGUUUUAAGCAACCAAAUUCGGGCUCUUAUGGUACAGACAAAUGUUUGGUGCUCCUCCGGUGCUGUCAUGCCAGACGGAAGUCUGAUCCAGACUGGAGGAUUCAAUGAUGGUGAACGUAAGGUCAGAACUUUCGAUCCAUGCAGCAGCUGUGACUGGGUAGAAUUAGGUGAUGGACUCAAGGCAAGAAGAUGGUACGCUACUAAUCACAUAUUGCCUGAUGGUAAGCAAAUUAUUAUUGGUGGAAGAAGGCAAUUUAACUACGAGUUUUAUCCCAAAAGCGCCGCCCCAGAUGUUUAUAGUUUGCGAUUUCUAGUGGAAACUAAUGAUCGUAAUAUAGAAAACAAUCUUUAUCCGUUUGUUUUCCUAAAUGUCGAUGGGAAUUUAUUCAUUUUUGCUAAUAAUCGAGCUAUAAUGUUCGAUUACAAGGUUGCUAAGGUGGUCAAAACUUACCCAACAAUACCUGGAGGUGAUCCACGAUCCUAUCCUAGUACAGGCUCUGCCGUGAUGCUUCCAUUGAAGAAUUUACAAGCAGAAAAUAUUGAAGCUGAAGUUUUGGUAUGCGGAGGUGCGCCAAAAGGUUCUUACACCGAAGCUAUGAAGGGCAACUUUGUUAAAGCAUUAGAUACUUGUGGAAGGAUGAAGAUAACAGACGCAAAUCCACAAUGGACUAUAGAGACUAUGCCUGAAGCCAGAGUCAUGGGUGACAUGAUCUUUCUUCCAAACGGGAACGUUAUAAUUGUUAACGGUGGCGGAGCAGGGACUGCUGGAUGGGAAUAUGGCCGGAACCCAGUCCUGAAUCCGGUCCUAUAUAAGCCUGACAAUGCAAUAGGAUCAAGAUUCGAGUCGCAAAAUCCCAGUACCAUACCAAGAAUGUAUCAUUCAACAGCAAUCUUGCUUAGAGAUGGAAGAGUUCUUGUUGGUGGCAGCAAUCCUCACAUAAAUUAUAACUUCAGUAAGGAUGUUUUCUUUCCUACAGAACUAAGAUUAGAAGCAUUUUCUCCAGCAUAUUUAGACACAGCAAAUAACAAUUUGAGACCAACAAUCAUUUCUCCAGCGUCAAAAUCUAGACUCGGCUAUGCUCAGAAAUUAGCUGUGCGGUUCAAAGUUACAGGCAGAUUGACUGAAAAUACGGUGUCAGUUACUAUGGUAGCCCCUUCUUUUACAACACAUUCAUUCUCUAUGAACCAGAGAUUAUUGGUUCUUGAUAACGAGAAAGUAACAGAUGUGGGGACGGGGACUUAUGAUGUUCAGGUUACGGCUCCACGUUCGACGAAUCUUGCACCACCAGGAUUUUAUCUGUUGUUUGUGGUUCAUGAGGACAUACCGAGUGAGGGCAUUUGGGUUCAAGUGAGGUGAGAUUUUUAUAGCUCCCUAUUCACUUAACUGUAUCCUAUUUACCUUAAUUAAUUGAGAUGGUAACUGUAAUUAUCUUCGGUUUAUUUGUUGGGUUUGAUCGUAGGUAUAGCUUUUCCUCGGAUGUGUUUGGUUUUAAAUGUAUUUUAGGCUUUUAGCCUCCUCCUCAUGUAAAAGAUUCGAUAGUAGGCAGAUUCCCAAUAAAAAGAAGUCACAUGCAUUAUUACUUUCUAA